UGUUCUUCUGGCCGCGAAAGAAUUUUUCAGCUUGCAACAAUAUCUUGAAGCAUGUUUAGAAUGUUUGUCGCAAGAAAAAGAUGAGCACCACGGAGGCUUUCUGCAAGGCUGAAUUUGAGGCUGAGUGAGGUUGUGACUUCAACGACACUUUUAUCGUCCUCUUCCAUUCAUUUUGCAUUAAAAAAAUAACAUUGCGACAUGAGCCGAGCUAGACGCAAAUGCUUCCAGGCGACAUCGAAAGAGCAAGACCUAAUCCUAUCAAUGGCUUCCCCCGCCUGGCUUCCAAAAUCGCGAGCGAUCCCGAUAAAACAACCACAAUAUAUCGACGCUUUGAUAAACUCUCAGCUCGAAAUCUGCUAUAUCUAGAAGCCGAAAUCGCUGAACUUGAGACUUUGCAAAAUCAACACGAUGAGGCAGAUCUCAAGUCUGCGGAUAGUACGACGAUUAGCUGUCAUAGCGACUGGAGGAAGUUUCAGAGGUGUGCGGGGGAGCAAGAUGCGCAUGGAGAGUUCGUACAUUUGAGACAGAAGGAAAAGAUGGAAUUAGCAUUGCGAAUCAAACACAAAUUGAAAGAAUAUCACGAAGCACUCGCUGUUCACAAAACGCUCCUGAAUUCGAAACCACCAGCAUCAACAACUGUGAGAGCAAUGAGGAAUUGGUUCUUAGACACAACCUCAGACAAAGUCGAGUCUAGGCCCCAACUUUGGGGAAGUAGUGCAAAGAAGUAUGAUGAUGUCCAUGACCUCGUUGCGCUUCGCGUACCGGCAGACCAGGACCGACUCUCUGAGUUCAUCUUGAACUACUUCAGCUAUUUCUUCAAGGCUACCCGACAAGACGGUCAAUCAGCAUACAUCUCUGAACGCUCUGUCGCCAAAUUCGUCGCGAUACUCAGCUCUAUAUUAUCUGCAAUCCUCUUAUUCGGCUCCAUAACAUCGCUUUAUUUCGUUCACAAUCCAUAUGCGCUUCUUGGAAUGCUGGGCGGCUGGACGGUGUUGUUCGCGACAUGUGUAGGUUGGUUGACGAACGCAAAACGAGGACCAGAUUUUCGCAGCAACGGCGGCAUAUGCAGCGGUCUUGGUUGUGUUCAUCAGUGGGACUUUGGGUGGUGUUUAUCCUGCUCCUAUGGUCAUGGGAACCUGUAAUUGCACGC
Mollisia scopiformis is the source of this 1150-nucleotide messenger RNA. RefSeq lists its product as uncharacterized. The transcript has 4 exons. The record is from RefSeq and is a predicted model, not a curated record. NCBI's taxonomy places the organism in Eukaryota, Fungi, Ascomycota, Leotiomycetes, Helotiales, Mollisiaceae. Bases 219 to 1142 code for a protein of 307 amino acids.